AGCCACUUGGCCACUUGUCAUUUUUCUAACCUAAAAAAUUUGCUGUUUUGAUUCUCUUAAAUUAAAGUUGGAGAUAUGACUACCCUUUUCAAAAUAGCAACCAAUAACUACAUAAAAUCGGUUUUCAAUCAAGCACAACGUAACAUUUCCAUCACUUCCACAUUGCAUCUCAAAAAAAUAAAUGAGAUUCAAGAAGGCAAAGAUCUAGUGAUAUAUGGCGAAAUAGUCUCCUCAGAACGAGAACCGUAUCUCCUAAAAAGCAAUCAUUCAAAAGCAUGUCCACUAUGUGCUACUGGUUUGGACAUUAAACACACAGAUGUGUUGAUUCUGAGUCAGUUUGUCAGAAAAGAUGGAUGUAUGCUACCUAGGAGAAUUACUGGACUCUGCAAGACUCAACAAAAACGAGUAACUUAUUUAGUCGCUAUGGCUCAAAAAUCAGGUCUGAUGCCCAACUUGACUCCUGCAUACAGCAAUAAAGAUCCCAAGAAGCGGUACGAAUGGAAAAAAUAUAACAAGUACUUUGAUGAAACAACAAUACCAUUCAAACUGUAGGAGAAAAAUAAUUGUUAGUCUUAGUUUUAUUAAAUAUAUUUACAUCAAUCAUUAUUUAGUUUUUCUUUAAGAUCGCC
Molecule: messenger RNA, 629 nt
Organism: Acanthoscelides obtectus
Lineage: Eukaryota; Metazoa; Arthropoda; Insecta; Coleoptera; Chrysomelidae
Source: the annotation of a GenBank genome assembly